This is a messenger RNA of Passer domesticus (house sparrow), 917 nucleotides long. RefSeq names its product RNA polymerase II elongation factor ELL2-like. Gene Ontology annotation, cellular component: transcription elongation factor complex. The record is from RefSeq and is a predicted model, not a curated record. Gene Ontology annotation, biological process: positive regulation of transcription elongation by RNA polymerase II; snRNA transcription by RNA polymerase II. Gene Ontology annotation, molecular function: cis-regulatory region sequence-specific DNA binding. NCBI's taxonomy places the organism in Eukaryota, Metazoa, Chordata, Aves, Passeriformes, Passeridae. The transcript is spliced from 6 exons. Bases 1 to 747 code for a protein of 248 amino acids.
AUGCUCUUUUUAGUUAAGAAAGAUGUGUUUUCAACCUUGGCCAAAACGGCCUCUGGCUUCCGACUUGACCAGUCCUGUGAUGAGCAAGAAGAGGAGAAUUGGUCACCAGCCCAGUCAUGUCCAGGCAGCAGCUGGUGGCCACUUUUCUUCCUUCUUUCUGCCUUCCACAUCCCUUUGCUUUUUGGACAUGCUUCCAAGUUUUGGCUCCAUUUCCCCCUGCACCCAUGUGGUGCAAAACCCAGAGAAAUUUCAGUGUUCCGUCAUCCCAGCGCCUGCCAGGGUGCAGAGGAGAUCCCCAAUUCAAACAGGAAGAAAAAUGAAUUGGGGAGGCUGAAGCAGUUGCAUCCCUUGGAUUUUGAUGAAGGAAAAAGAACAGAUCCUUCCAUUGCCUCCACAUGCUCUGCAACAAGCAACCAAGCAGACUACUUGAGAAAAUACGGAGCCAUUGUCUCCUUGGAGCAACGCCAGCACUACAAGGAUGCCUUCAAUGCAGAUUAUGAGGAAUAUUGGAAUUUAUAUUUUAAGAUUGACAAGAUCAUCAAGAAAUUCAGACAUUUUCAGGAACAAUGGAAGUCUCUGACUCCAGGCUCCAAAGCCUAUCAGAUGCUGCAUUAUCGAAUCCUAGCAGAUUAUCAGCAGUUACAACAGAGUAGCCCCAGCUAUUAUGAAAUGAAGAGUGGGUGCCAGUACCUCCACAAGAAGCUGGCCCAUAUUCAGAGCUGCAUUUCUGAAUUUGAGCAGCAGUGAGUGGAGUACUGGCACCAGACAUCGGCUUCAGCAUGGAACAUCUCUGAAAUCAGGAUUUUUCAUUUCAACUAGAAGAUUAGAUUUUUUAGGAUUCUUUAAAUUAGUACAGAACAAUAGGUUAUCUUAGCACUGAGCAGUAGGUGAUUUCUUAUAAAUGUAGGAUUAGUUCA